This is a messenger RNA of Rotaria sp. Silwood2, 1578 nucleotides long. Lineage: Eukaryota; Metazoa; Rotifera; Eurotatoria; Philodinida; Philodinidae. The record is from the annotation of a GenBank genome assembly.
AUGACGAAUAAUGAUCUUCGACGACGACGUAAAGAAGAUCAAUCGUCUAAACCGGUUGAACAUAAAUCUAAAUAUUCAAAAAAAACUUUUAAACAAUAUGUGAUUAUAUUUGGUAUUCUUAUUAUUUCAUCCGUUCUAUUAUUCACUAUAGUGAAUCAAUUAAAAAAUUUUUUCAUACAUGAUGAAACAUCAUAUGAUAAAUAUUAUCCGUCUGAAAUACUCUAUCUAUUUCGAAAACAUGAUCGAGAUAAUGAUAAUUAUUUAUCCUUGGAUGAAUUUGAACCUAUUGCUAGUCAAUUAGGUCAAAAAAAAGUUCCAACUGAUUAUAUUCAACCAAUAUUAAAUACGGAUCAAUUAAUAACAAUAAAUGCUUUUUUUGAACCAUUAAAUUUUUCAACAAUGACUAAAGAUUUUCGUCAUACAUAUCUUACUAAUUUAGAUGAAUUUCAAUCAUUAAAAUUAUGGAAACAACCUUAUAUUCCUCGUUUAAAUUUUGCUGCACGUCAUUUUAAAUCAUUUUUACCAAAAAAACCAAUUGAAAUUGGUAAACCAUAUUGGAUUAUUGAAGGUAAUAAACAACAAUUUGUUGAACAUCUUCCAGCUAAUCGAUAUUAUCCACCGGAUGUUUCACAUGAACAUAUUAUUUUUCAUCGAUUACUAAGCAUGUUUCAUCCACGUCCAUUCAUUUUUACUCGGUUUCCACCACAGGGCACUGUUGCAGUUGUUCGUGCUCGUCAUGGUUCACUUCUUGAUAUUUAUUUUCGAAUUCAUGCAGAAUUUCAACUUAAUACACCACCAUAUCAUCCAUUUUGGUACAUACCAGGUCUAUUUCAAGGUCGUUUAAUAAUACGUGAUGAUGCUUCUGAAUUAACCUAUUUUCAAAUGUAUGUUCCAACCGACAAACGACUAAAUGUUGAUAUGGAAUGGAUAGUAGAACGUGGUGGUCCAUCAACUUCAAUGGAAGUUGAUAUAGGUUAUAUGUCUCAAAUGGAAUUACGUUCAGCCGCUCCAUCAAUUAAUAUGAAUGAAACAGGAAUAACAUCAGAGCAAUUUAUAACAUCAAUGAAUGAAAGUUUAUAUAGCAGUUUAUUAAAAUCAUUUAACACGAUCGAUGACAAUUUCGAGAAUGAAAAAGAAAUAUUUGAUUUACUUGAAAGGAAAUUUUACCCAUUUAAAGAAAUUCCAUAUUAUGAAUAUCGUCAAGCAUUUAAAAAAGCUGAAGAAACGAAUAAAUUAGUUCAUAUAAUUGUUCUUUGGGUUCUCGAAAGUUCGGCCGUUUUAAAUUUAUUGCGUGAAUACUUUGUAUCAACAUGGGCAUUAGUUGUCGAUUUAAAAGCAAUCAUAUCAAAUCAAACAAAUGAUGCGAUUAAAGAUUCUCAACGUGCUAAGCAAGCUCUUGAUAAUUACGCUUUUCCAGUUGAAUCACUUAUACAAAAAAUUGAUGGUACUGUUAUCAGUAAACUUAAUGCAAAUGAUUUAUUAGAUACACCUUCAAAAACGGAAGAAUUUCUUAAUAAGGAUAUAACAAUACAACGAUAUGUUCAUUUUUUAGAAGAAGCCCUUAAUCGACAAAAAUAA